Messenger RNA from Gamsiella multidivaricata, 246 nucleotides. RefSeq lists its product as uncharacterized. The coding region runs from base 1 to 246 and encodes 81 amino acids. Lineage: Eukaryota; Fungi; Mortierellomycota; Mortierellomycetes; Mortierellales; Mortierellaceae. The record is from RefSeq and is a predicted model, not a curated record. The transcript is spliced from 2 exons.
AUGAAGCUCAGCUUUGCCACCAUGAUCGCUGCACUCGUUGUCAUUAGCACUGUUACGGCUCUUCCUGCCAAUAACGAGCAGCCCGUUGCCGAGGGCUUGUUGACCAAACGUAUAGAUUGUUGCAAGUACACCGACGGCAGCCAGUAUUGCGGAGUCAUGGGGUGCUGCAUCACGAGGAAGUGCACGAGAUACGGUGGCCCUGCUCAGUGCGGUUACUCUGGGUGCUGCAUGAGCUACAACUGUUGA